GUGGUCAUUCUCCGUGUCGUGCAGAACACGAGACUCAUCUAACUAAAUCACAACAGAUUUUUGCGUCACGUACACACCUGCGUAUUGCGCUACACAUGACUCAGUCCGCCAGCUCUACGUGUAUCAUCACACCGCCACCCAGACCCAGCUCAUCUACACACACACACACACACAUGCACACACAAAGAAGACAUAUGUAAGUGUGCGCAUACCACAACCGAUCGGACACGUGCGCGUGAAUACCGAUUGGUGAGUCUCGUUUCGCCGUGAGGUAGUCCUCAGUAUUGGUGCUGAGCCUUGUCAUGCCUCCGCCGUCCACAGGGAAGAAUCGAAGGGCCAGGUGACUCGCAGCGCGGCACGAUGCAUCAUGCCUACACACACAGAACCAACACGCACCUCAAAUACGCCUCGCAUCCAGAAGCACACCCCCAGGCUCACUCACCGUCUGGCGAAUGUGAAGAUGGCUCGCAGCUUGGUGCUCUUGUCGAACUUGCCCCUCACUGUCUUGCCGCUGGGCAGCCGCAGCGCCAGUGCCAUGUCGCCCUCCUCGCCCAGCGCCUCCGGCUCACUGUCACCCUCGUCCCUGUGGGUAUCGGCGGAUGCUGCUGCUGCUGCUGCUGCAGAUGGUGGCUGGUGCUGGUCCUCGUGGUGAUGCUGUCGGUCUUCGGUGUGCUGUGGAGGUGGUAGUGGGUGUGUGGUGGCCGGGUGCUGCUGCAGCUGGCGGAUGGCAUUGCUGACCUUGAUACGAUGGCCGGCUGAUGAGAAAAGAUAGAGGGACAGGUGUGUGUGGUUUGGGGGCGAGCGUGAGUGUGUGUGUGUGCGUGUAUGGCUACUCACGUAGGCAGUUGACGAUAUCGAGCAUUUGGUCGACAUCCUGCCGACCCAUCAGGGCGAAUGUCUGCAUGUCGUCGUAUCCGCUGUCCCUCAGCCGCUGGGCAUACACAGACAGCCCAUGACCCGACAGCCACACAUCCACCUGCAAACCACCCACACCACCCACUCAGUGGAUAAACGCAUCAAUGCACCAUGGCCAGCCCUCUCUCCCCUCACCGUGUCCUCAUCAUGUUUCUUGCAGUGGUCCGUAUGUGCGUCAGCUGCCGAUGAUGUGUCCCCGCCCCCUCCGCCGCCGCCCCACGCCAUGCACACCUCUUGUUUGACUUUGGCCGCUGCCUCGCGGCGCUUCCGCUUGGCCGCGCGCCUGACAUACACACACACAUUCACACACAGGGAGAGAGAAAAGAUGAGAGUCGAGGCUGAAUGCGAUGCGGUCUUUCGUGUAGCUGACUGACCAUUCCUCCAUGUGUUUUGCCUGCUCCUCUUUGUCUAUCUCUUUCUUGCGCUUCUUCUCCUCUGCCGCCUUCCUGGCCUUCUCCUGACGCACCUGCCUGACACACACAAGCAAGGUAUGUAUACACACACGCACAUGUGUGUUCGUGUGAGUUGUGUGUGUCGUCUGUCUGUGUGUGUGGAGGACCUGGGUGUGCGUCCCUUCUGCUGCAGGUGGCUGAGGGCAGACUGGCGAACGGCGUCUGAACGACAACAAGGCGCACGGGGUGGGACGAGGGAUGCGAGCACCGACGGUCUGUUGUGACAUCAUGAUGCUUGCCUGCAGCGCUUGUCGGCUUCUCCCCUACACCCAGAAGCGCCUCCACAAAGUUGAACCUGCGCAGAUGAAGACCAUAGCAACUCGAUAGAUGAACAGGUGCCAACACACACACACACACCUGCCCGUUUCCUUGCUCACUGGUCUGCUGCAGGCACGGGCCUGGCCUGCUGGGCGAUCUCUUCCCGCCGCUGCAGGUCUUUGAACCUCUCAGGGUCAGGCGGCCGCACAUGGUAGGCACCACGGAACUGACAUAUUGACACACACACAGACACAGAGAGCGACGCACAAGCACUGAGUACACGCCUGCAAUGCGGGGUCAUCCAUCCAUUCAUUGUGCGUACCUGCCAAUCCCGCGAUGCACCGCUCGGUGCAUUUCUUCUCUUGGGCUGAGCGAUGAGCUGCUCCUCAUAUGUAUCGUCGGGAGCACGCACGGCAUCGCCCUCCUCGAGCGGCAGGUUCUCAUCCUGCUCCUCGUCCGCCUCUUCAUCUUGCUGCUGAUCUGGCUCAUUCUCGCCAUCAAAGCCGUCAGCCAUUGCGACACGAAAAUUUAUGGAUUGCAGUAGCGGCGUGCUGAAGGAAGCUUUGAGGCACGGAAAUACCAAAACAGCAGCG
This is a messenger RNA of Vitrella brassicaformis, 2218 nucleotides long. NCBI's taxonomy places the organism in Eukaryota, Vitrellaceae. The record is from the annotation of a GenBank genome assembly.